Marmota monax (woodchuck) is the source of this 1445-nucleotide messenger RNA. It is a transcript of the gene Eci2, whose product is annotated as enoyl-CoA delta isomerase 2. Gene Ontology annotation, molecular function: fatty-acyl-CoA binding. NCBI's taxonomy places the organism in Eukaryota, Metazoa, Chordata, Mammalia, Rodentia, Sciuridae. The transcript is spliced from 10 exons. The record is from RefSeq and is a predicted model, not a curated record. Bases 114 to 1286 code for a protein of 390 amino acids.
ACCCGGACCACGCCCCCAGCCUCGGCCCCGCCCAAGUCGCGUGCUACAUCCUGACCCCGUCCCUGUCCCGUCCCCGUCCAGUUCCGUCCUCGCCGGGGCUCGCGAUAGCUACCAUGGCAGGGAGGCUGACCCGUUGCUGGAGUCCGAGUCUUCUGCAGGUCCUUCACUUCCCAGUAGUUCAGCUGCACAUGAGCAGAACAGCAAUGAGAGCCAGUGAGAAGGACUUUGAAAAUGCAAGCAAUCAAUUGAAACUCUUGACGAAGGAUCCAGGAAAUGAAGUGAAGCUAAAACUGUAUGCCCUGUAUAAGCAGGCCACUGAAGGACCUUGUAACACACCCAAACCAAGCAUGUUGGACUUCAUCAAUAAAGCCAAAUGGGAUGCAUGGAAUGCCCUUGGCAGUCUGCCCAAGGAAACUGCCAGGCAGAACUAUGUGGAUUUGGUGUCCAGUUUGAGUCCUUCGUCUGAGUCUUCUAGCCAAGUGAAGCCUGCAGCAGCCAACGAGAAACAACCGGGAUCUGAAAACAUCAUAGUGACCUCUCAAGAUGGCAUCACAAAGAUCAUGUUUAACCGGCCCACCAAAAAAAACGCCAUCACCACUUCGAUGUAUAAAGAAAUUAUUCAUGCACUCAAAGCUGCAAGCACGGAUAACUCAGCCAUAACUGUUAUUACAGGAAAUGGUGAUUAUUACAGUAGUGGGAAUGAUCUGACUAACUUCACAGAUGUUCCCCCCACUUCAAUAGAGGAGACAGCUAAAAAUGGUAGCAUUUUACUAAGGGAUUUUGUAGAUGCUUUUAUAGAUUUUCCUAAGCCUCUGGUUGCAGUGGUAAAUGGCCCAGCUGUGGGAAUCGUGGUCACCCUUCUCGGGCUAUUUGAUGUCGUGUAUGCAUCCGACAAAGCAACAUUUCACACUCCAUUUAGUGAACUUGGCCAAAGCCCAGAGGGAUGUGCCUCUUACACUUUUCCGAAGAUAAUGGGCCCCGCCAAGGCAGCUGAGAUGCUUAUUUUGGGGAGGAAGUUAACAGCAGGAGAGGCAUGUGCUCGAGGCCUCGUUACAGAAGUUUUUCCUGAAAGCACUUUCCAGAAAGAAGUUUGGACCAGGCUGAAAGCAUAUGCAAAACUCCCCACAAAUUCCUUGAGGAUUUCAAAGGAGUUGAUCAGAAGUAAUGAGAAAGAAAAGCUACAUGCCGUUAAUGCUGAAGAAUGCACUGUCCUCCAGGGAAGGUGGCUAUCAGAGGAAUGCAUGAAUGCUCUCAUGAACUUUGUAUCCAGAAAAUCAAAACUGUGACAACCACUUAGAGAAGAGUUAAGACCAUCAAAGGAAGGGUAUGCGGUUAGUGCUGAUUUUAACUAAAUAAACUUCACUGGGCCUUUUUCCAGUGCUAUAUGUCAAUUAUGAUGAGAAUAUUUUACUUACAGCCCUAAUGAAUAAAAACUUAUGAAACAA